ACUUCACUUGAGUCACGUGGUCGUAUAGGCGUCUGAAGCAUGUCUGCCUCCAUGAAUGCAAUGCUGCUGUAAUCUUCAUCACAGAUUAUCAUUUUGUGUGAAUUUUCGGAAAUAUUCAGGGACAUAUUUUAUGAAAGCACGGAAGAUUUGGUAUCAUGAAGACAUUUUGCGGCCGCGCAAAUCCUACCACAGGCGCUCUUGACUGGGUGGAGGAAAGUGAAGAAUAUGAUUAUCAUCAAGAGAUUGCGAGGUCCUGUUAUGCUGACAUGUUACAUGACCGGGACAGAAACGUGAAGUACUACCAAGGCAUCAAAGCUGCAGUUGAGAGGGUAAAGGCUCGUGGGGAGAAGGUUAUUGUCCUCGACAUUGGCACUGGAACUGGUCUGUUGUCCAUGAUGGCUGUCACUGCUGGAGCGGAUUACUGCUAUGCAGUGGAGGUUUUCAAGCCCAUGGCUGAUGCUGCAAUCUCAAUUGUAAAGAAAAAUGGAUUUGCUGACAAAAUCAAGGUUAUCAAUAAACAUUCCACAGAAGUCACAGUGGGUCCAGAUGGAGACAUGCUCACAAGAGCUAAUGUCCUUGUCACUGAGCUAUUUGACACAGAGUUGAUUGGAGAAGGAGCCUUGCCCAGCUAUGAACAUGCCCAUACGCACCUAGUCCAGAGAGGCUGUGAGGCGGUGCCCCAUCGCGGCACCGUAUACGCCCAGCUGGUGGAGUCCGAAAGGCUGUGGAGCUGGACACAGCUGCAGCCCGUCGAGGUUGACGAUGACAAGCGUCUGAUGCCGCCCUCAGCCGUGGGUUGCUGCGCUGGAGCGCCCUCCGUCUGCGACAUUCAGCUCAGCCAGGUGCCUCCGCACUCUUUCACGCCACUCGGACCCCUCUGCACCAUGUUCAGUGUGGACUUCAGCCAGCCUGUCAGCAGUGCCUCACAGUCCUAUUCAUGCAAGUUCCAAGCCCAGGCCAGCGGACAAGCUCAGGUCAUCUUGUCCUGGUGGGACAUAGACAUGGACCCAGAGGGGAGCAUCGUGUGCUCCAUGGCCCCUAGCUGGACCUAUUCAGACCCUCAGGAGUGUCCUUGGCGGGAUCACUGGAUGCAGAGUGUCUACUUCCUCCCAUCUGAGAUGACCGUGAGAGAAGGGGAGGAGGUUAGUCUCAUUGUGAACCAUGAUGACUACAGCCUCUGGUAUAACCUCUCCUGCAGCCAACAGAGCAGUGUGGAGAGGUCAUUGGAUCGGCCCAUGUGUACCUGUCAGGCCCACUUAGUGUGGACACGACCUCGCUUUGGAGAACUGAAUGACCGACACAGAAACGAGAGCUACAUCAGUGCUCUACGUAGUGUGUUAAAACCUGACAGCAUUUGUCUCGGUGUGAGUGAUGGAAGUUUGCUUCCACUUUUUGCUUCCAUGCUUGGUGCUCAAAAGGUGUUCACUAUUGAAAACUCUGGCAUGUCCCGUCAAGUGAUUGAACAGAUCCUCGAGUUCAACUCCCUGAAGGGCAAGGUCCAGGUGUUAGGGAUGCGACCUGAACAGGUCACAUCUGCAGACCUAGACGGCCAACAGGUGUCAGUGCUCGUAGGAGAGCCGUACUUCAGCACCACCCUGCUGCCCUGGCACUCUCUGUUCUUCUGGUACUGCCGCACUGCUUUAGCCCAGCUGCUCCAACCCAACGCCACCAUCCUGCCCAGGUCUGCCACACUCUACAUGAUGGGAGUCGAGUUUCGGGACCUGUGGAGAAUAAGAGCUCCCUGUGGCACGUGUGAAGGCUUUGAUGUGGGACCUAUGGAUGAGAUGGUCCAGCAAUCUUUGGACUUCCGUGAGUCACGCGAGGCAGAACCACAACCCCUGUGGGAGUACCCUUGUCGCGCCUUGACUGAGCCUCGCCCCGUCAUGACCUUUGACUUCCAGCAGUGUGUUCCCGAGCAACCGGUCAGCAGCCAGGGGUCAGUGCCACUCCUGAGGAGAGGAUGCUGCCACGGAGUUGCUCUAUGGAUGGAAUUCCAACUGACAGACGAUGUCACCCUGAGCAUGGGCUUAGUGGAACCGGUCAGUGAAGAGGGUGCCUGUGAAUGGAGUCCCCACAGAAAGCAGGGUGUGUACUUUCUGAGGUCAGCAUGGGAGAGCUCAGGAGACGAGAGAGCUGCGGUGUCCUACAAUCUGACCUUUGACCCCAGCAUAGGUGACAUCAAGAUGGACUUUUCUGUUGCUUUGCCUUAAUAGCCUUCAGUGCACAGCCUUGAAGUGCAUGAACUGCAGUCUUAUGGUGGGAAAAACAAAUGGAUAACUACCAAAGAUUAAGAUCUCACAUUCAGAUUUUUUAAGUAUUUAUUUCAGUCUCUGUACUUUUCUCUCCAGUCUCAUGUUGAAAACCUCUUUAAUAAUCCAUUUUUUUUCUCUGAAAAUAUUGACUUACCUAUAACAUUUUUGUACCAGUUCAAGUUGGCUAUGACGCUGUGGUUUUGACAAAGAUGAACAAAUAUUAAAAUAGGUUGUGUUUUGUAGUGGAAAGAGUGGCGUGUGAAUUGAUUAUGCAAAAUACAUCAAAGG
This is a messenger RNA of Alosa alosa (allis shad), 2540 nucleotides long. RefSeq names its product protein arginine methyltransferase 7 (gene prmt7). The record is from RefSeq and is a predicted model, not a curated record. Gene Ontology annotation, biological process: peptidyl-arginine methylation. Lineage: Eukaryota; Metazoa; Chordata; Actinopteri; Clupeiformes; Clupeidae. The transcript has 17 exons. Gene Ontology annotation, molecular function: protein-arginine N-methyltransferase activity. The coding region runs from base 156 to 2210 and encodes 684 amino acids.